AUGGCUGAUGUUUUCAGAGGCCUGAACCUGCUUGAGACCCUCAAAGAAUCCAUAGAGAGCAAUAAACUAUCAGAUGUCAAGGAUGCAGUGGAAGAUCUCCUGAUCAGUAGGAUCAACUUAGCUGUGGUGGGUGUCCGAGGGGAUGAAAAAGACACUUUCAUAAACUCACUCCGUGGCCUCGGACCUGGGGAUGAGGGGGCAGCUCCGUCUUCACCCCCUGUUGCCACAGAAGAAGUGGCAGGCUAUCCUAACCCUAAACAUCCUGACUUCCGCCUGUGGGACCUGCCACCUGUGCCAGACACCUCCCCAUUUGAACCCGAGGGAUACAUGGAUAGAGUUAAAUUCCUCCGCUACAAUGCUGUCUUCAUGACUUUCACACGUACACCACACCCCAACAGUGUGGAGGUGUUCUUGGAGGCCCGUUCACUGCAGCGACAAACGGCAUACUUCAUUCUCUUAGCUUCAGUAGAAGAUACAGAAAAGAGCCUGGAAGAAAAGAGGAAAGUCAGUCUGGAAAUACUGACAUCAAAGGGUGUGACACAGCCUAAAGUUUAUCUGGUCAGACCCUCCACACUGGAGAAGCUUGACUUCCCUGGUCUGUUGGAGGACAUGAGCAAAGACCUUCCAGAAAUCCGAGCCCAUGCUCUUCUCUUGGCCCUGCCAACACUCACAUCAAAUCUGGUCACCCAGAAAAAGGAGGCAUUCAAAGCACUGGUAUGGGCAGCUGCCUCGCUAUCUGGUGGAAUGUCGGCUAUUCCUGUUCCCCUGGUGGCCUCUAUGGUGGACUCAAGUGUAGCAGUGCGGAUCCUAUCAAAAGCUCAGUUAUCUCUGUGCCUGGAUGACGAAUCAGUUGAGAAACUGGCCAAACGGCGAGGCAUAGAACCCGCAAGACUUAAAGGGCUGCGGACUUGUGUGCUGUCAGUGGAGAUCACCAAAGGCGAAGUGAAGAAGCGACUGGCAGCGGCAGAAAAGGACUUGGCCACAGUUUCAUCGAAGCUAGUGGAGAUGGCAAUGCCCAGACAUGCCCGUUCUGCCAGCCGCUCCUUUGCUGCCAUGCUACAGGCUUUAAAUGGCGCGAUUGAUGAAAUGGCGGUCGAUGCUGAAAAGAUAGUGGCUGCUGCUGUUGGGGAGGGGAAGUGAAGUCGAAUGCUUUUCUGUUUGCUUGAUGUUUCCUGUUUAUGCGUGGUUCACCUUCACUUUGAUGUUUUGGGAUACAAGAAAUGCACUAUUUAUACAAUGCUUCAUAAAUUUUUUCAUACUGUUUCACUGCUUUUGAUGAGCAUGAAGUUCUG
Messenger RNA from Toxotes jaculatrix (banded archerfish), 1292 nucleotides. RefSeq names its product immunity-related GTPase family, q2 (gene irgq2). NCBI's taxonomy places the organism in Eukaryota, Metazoa, Chordata, Actinopteri, Toxotidae. The transcript has a single exon. The coding region runs from base 1 to 1140 and encodes 379 amino acids. The record is from RefSeq and is a predicted model, not a curated record. Gene Ontology annotation, cellular component: membrane. Gene Ontology annotation, molecular function: GTP binding.